GUAAGUAUUUUUCUAAGAUAGACUUAAAGUCCGGUUAUCAUCAGAUAGAGGUCCAUCCUUAUGAUCAGUACAAGACUGCGUUCCGGACUCGUUAUGGGCAUAGUAAUACCCUUUGGACUAACCAACGCGCCAACUACUUUUCAGCGUUGUAUGAAUGACCUGUUUAGGCCAUGGUUAGACAAGUUCGUAGUAGUCUAUUUAGAUGACAUCUUAGUUUUUAGUAGGACCCUCCAGGAGCACCGGGGUCAUCUGAGGCAGGUCUCGGAGAAGCUUAGAGAGGCUAACUUCAAGAUCAACGCGAAGAAGUGCGAGUGGGCCAAGACGCAAGUCUUAUACUUGGGCCACGUGUUGGACGGAGAUGGCAUUAAGCCAGAGGACAGCAAGAUAGCGACAAUUAGAGAUUGGCCGACGCCCCGCACAUUGAUAGAGUUGCGGUCAUUCUUACGCCUAGCCAACUACUAUCGGAAGUUUGUGAGGAACUUCUCCACUAUCGCCGCUCCCCUGCGCAGAUUGCUUAAGAAAGAGGCAAUCUGGCAAUGGGACAAAGAUUGUACGUCUGCGCUCAAGAGGUUAAAGCGCGCGUUAAUAGAGUAUCCUGUCCUCAAAGUAGCUGAUCCGUUCUUGCCAUUUGUCGUCACCACGGACGCAAGUCGGUAUGGAAUAGGCGCCGUGUUGCAACAGGAUGACGGCCAUGGCUAUAGACCCAUAGAGUUCAUGUCCGCGAGGAUGCCCUCAAAGAAGGUAGCCACCUCGACGCACGAGAGAGAACUCGACGCUCUCAGGCAGACUCUAGACCAUUGGAAGCAUUACCUGCUUGGGAGGCACUUCAAAGUGUAUUCUAACCACGAGACCCUUAGAUGGUUAAAGACCCAGGCCAAGAUGACACCGAAGUUCACUAGGUGGGCCGCAGAGAUAGACCAAUAUGACUUUGAGCUUAAUCCAGUGAAGGGCAAGUAUAAUGUAGUUGCGAACGCUCUGAGUAGGAGAUCAGACUACUUUGGAGCCAUAGUACAUUAUCUGGAUGUAGGGAGAGACCUGCAGGAGAAAGUAAAGCAAGCGUAUGCGCAGGACCCUAUUUAUAGCGACCUCCUAAAGAGAGUUAGAGAGGCCCCAGAGACUGAAUCAGAUUACCGCACUACAGAUGGAUUGCUGUUUGAGAAGACUAACGUGUUUGACCGCCUGUGCGUUCCCAACAGCGAAGAGAUUCGCAAUUUGAUUUUAGGGGAAUGCCACGAUACUGAAGGGCAUUUCGGUUGGCAAAAGACAUUAGCCAACCUGAUGCGUGCAUAUACCUGGCCAAGGAUGAAGAAUGACUGCGUAGAGUAUGUCCGCAGUUGUGAAGUGUGCCAAAGGAAUAAGUCUACUACACGCGCGCCCCUAGGUCUUCUCAGACCCUUGCCUAUUCCGGAUCAGCUGGCAGACUCCGUGUCCAUAGACUUCAUGGACACCCAAGUCAAGAGCAGACAUGGUAAGAGCCAAGUCAUGGUCAUAGUGGACCGUUUUAGUAAGUAUGCCGUUUUUGUUCCCUUGCCUGCAGAGGCACGUAUAGACUUAGUUAUACAGAAGUUCUUUGACUUUUGGGUUAGUGAGAAUGGAAUCCCAUUGUCAAUAGUUAGGGAUAGAGAUAAUCGUUUCACCAGCCAGAACUGGCAAGAACUCAUGAGAGUCUACGGAUCUAAGUUGUUAAUGUCGUCCGACCGUCACCCAGGGACUAACGGUCAGACUGAACAGAUGAACAAGAUCCUACAACAAGUUUUGCGCAUGUAUAUUAGACCAGAUCAGAUCAACUGGGAUGAGAUGUUGCCUAAGGUAGCUAGUGCAUACAACAACAGCGUGCAUCUAUCCACCUGUCGUACUCCCAAUGAGCUGCACAAGUCCUUUAGACCUUGUAGACUGUUCGAAGGACUGAACCGGGACCAGAUUCAUAGAUUACCGCCCGGUACCAGGGAGUUCGCGAUACAGCACGAGAAAGAAUUAGCAACUGUUGUUGAGAACCUCAGGAAGGCCCAACACAGAAUGAUAGAACAGGCUAAUAAGCACCGUCGCCCGUCACAGUUUCAGGUAGGCGACUUAGUCUGGGUCAAGGCUAAAGAGUUUGCACCUGAGGAGAACAUCUCGCAGAAGUUACUGCCUGCGUAUAGAGGACCGUGGCCGGUUCUAGAAGUUAAGGGCGAAGAAGAUGGACCCUCCUACACUAUAGAGAUUGCAUUACACCUCCACACAUAUCCUGUGUUCCACGCUUCAAAGCUGUUGCCGUGUGUCACAAGCCAACAGUUCCCUUCAAGACAAUCUAUGAUUCCUCCGGAUAUGGACGGAAAUUAUGAUAUUGAAGGUAUUGUAGACGAGGAUGUGUUUAGGACAGGAGGUCGAGGUCGUCCCCAGAAGCAGUAUAAGGUUCGGUUUGCCUACCAAGAGCCGGAAGACGACCGCUGGUUCACAAGAACAGAACUUCUAGAGACAACUCCCGACAUAAAGGCCGUUUUGACGCAGUUCAAGGGGUUGUUUCCAUUGAGUUCAAUGCAUACUAUUCUGGAGUUGGUGUUGGGGGCAAAGAAACCUGGAGUUGAAGAGACCCGUUCGACCAGAGGGUACUGGGGAUUGUCUGUUGUAGGAGGAACCGGAAUUGUCCUGCUCCAUGGUAUUCCACAGGGAGACACAGCCCCUUGUCGGAGCAGAGGGCGAUGGCCGAACCUAGGGAUCGACGAAGAAGACAUUGUUCCGCCUCACGCCCCGAAUCCCACACCUCGCUGCCAACGCAGAGCGCUGCCGUCUCCGGACAGCGAGUGCGCCUGAGGCCGCAACUGCGAGAUCAGUGGUGGAGAUGAACUGCAAAUAUUUUUUAUAGGAUCUGGGGGUGCUCUGAAGCUAAAGGACCUCAUUAUUACCAGGGGGUCAAGCGAGGGUGAUGGAGGUGCUGUUACUGUCGGCGAUGCAGAGACAGCAGCAAAUGGGGGUACAAAGGGUGCACGUUUUGCUGCCAUUAACACGAAGUUCUAUGGCAAUCUUGCAAGGGUCACCUUUAUUCAGAUUGAUUCAAGGCUUGACUAGUUUCAAGCUGAUCGUACAAAGAUCAUCUUCUGUUAUCUUUUGAUAACAGGUAUGUUUGGUGAUUCGGACUUUGGAUUUGACUGC
This is a messenger RNA of Chara braunii, 3132 nucleotides long. Lineage: Eukaryota; Viridiplantae; Streptophyta; Charophyceae; Charales; Characeae. The record is from the annotation of a GenBank genome assembly.